GUGUGUGUGUGUGUGUGUGUCCAUGAAUGUGUGGGUGUGUGCUGCACCAGACAUCAGCAGCAGGUUGAGAGCCGACACACAGAGAAAGCAAGAGAGAGAGAGAGAAUAAAGGAAUAAAGCCAGAGAAAGAAAAAGAGUAUAAACAGUCCUUCAUUCAGCUCUCUGUGAUAACUUCAGAACAGCUUCUUGCAGCCUUGUGCACACAGUUACAAUGUUGCCUGGUACCAGGCCCCUGCUACUGUGCAUGCUGUGUCAUGUGACCCUAACAUGGGCGUUUUACCGCAUGUCUGAUGCUGUGGAGCUGCGAUCUGCAUUCUCUGUGGCGCGUACCAGCAGCAUGGAGGGAGGACCUAAGAUGGUUGUCACUUUUGACAAGGUCUAUGUCAACAUCGGUGGUGAUUUUGAUCCGAAGUCCGGCUUGUUCCGCUGCAGAAUUCCGGGCGCCUACUAUUUCUCUUUUACUGUGGGGAAGUUCCCACGUCGAGACCUGUCGGUCAUGCUGAUGAAGAACCGUAAUGAGGUUCAGGCAAUCGUGUAUGAUGAGAACGCUGGAGAGGAGCGUAAAGUGCAGAGCCAGAGUGCCAUGCUGCAGCUGGAUUUCGGAGACACCGUCUGGCUUCGUCUCCACGGAGACCCACGCUAUGCCAUCUAUAGCAACACCGGUCAUUACACCACGUUCAAUGGUUACCUGAUCUACCCUGAUGUAUAUGGCUACCAAGAGCCCACACACAAGGAGCGCAACGUUGACAAUCAGCCACCCAAAAUCAAUGAUCACAUACUGCCUGAGCACGACAAUACGAUUAUUAAAGACACAAGUGUGAGCAUGAAAGAGGAGAGAAGACGUGAAGAAAUACAAGAACAGGAAGAGAGAGAUGUAGAGGAAGAUGACGACGACCAAAGGUCUGCGUUCUCAGUGGGCCGCACUCAGAGCAUUGUGGGAAUGGAUCAAGGAUACCCCGAGCACCAUCCCAUCACCUUUGACACAGAAUUCGUAAACAUCGGAAACAACUUCAACAUGACCACUGGUAUUUUCAAAUGCAAAGUGACAGGAGCCUAUUACUUCUCAUUUAAUGCUGGCAAGUUGCCCCAUAAGACCCUGUCGGUGAAGCUGAUGAAGAACCACUUAGAGGUACAGACCAUGAUCUAUGAUGACAGCGACACUGAGAAAGCCUUGCAGAGCCAGAGUCUGAUGUUGUCUCUGCAGUAUGGAGACACCGUCUGGCUCUAUAGCCACCAGAAAGAUGGAUUUGGUGCUUACAGUAAUCAUGCCAAGUAUAUCACAUUCACCGGCUUCUUGGUAUAUCCUGAGGUCCACCGAAGCAAUCCUCAGGAGCAGAAACAGGAUAAGACACUGUAGACCAGCCUAGGAGCCAGUGUGGGCAUUGGGAAGGGUUGGUUGAAUGUAUACUUAACAGUGUUUGCAUUAAGUGUAUGUUCUUAUACACUUUAGAAAUCAAAAGUCUUCAAACUAAUGGUUUGCUAUUUAAGACUCAAUAUUCCAGCCCUUGUUUUGUCGCCCUUUUACAUUAGUUGGAAAUUACAAAGAAAGACAAGGAGUACCCGUUACAGUUCACUAAAACUUGCUUGGCAUGUUUAACAGAAUGUUCUAGGUUCAAUACAAGUUAAAAUUGGUUUACAAAAAAUAAUUUUGGCUGGUUGCAUAUUUAAAUUGUAAGGGAAAAGUAGUGGGGGAAAGUAUAAGGCACUUACACUAUCAGAAAAAAUGCCAUAAAAUGUUCCCUUGUUGUCACUGGGGCAGUAACUUUUUAAAAAGGUCCUACAAUGCAGGUACAUAUAUGUAUACAUUUGAUAGCAAUGUGUACCUUAGGUACUUAUAUAGACUUGUUGGUAUCAAUAUGUACCUCUAAGGUACUAAUAUGAACUCUUUAUGUGCAGAGGUGUAUUUUCCGAAAGGGUCCCACCUUAAGGACAGCUAGGGACCAUUUUUUUGACAUCGUUUCUGUAAUGUGAAGUUCAUAUUAAAAUGAUUUAAGCACUUUGUUUAAAAACAUUAUUUGAGCAGUGCUGUCGAUUGAGUUAAUUUAUUGAAUGCAUUGAACCCAGAACAUUCCUUUAAGGCAGUGGUUCUCAAACUUCUUCGGCGUGAAUUAAUACAUUUUAAAAAAUGUCAUAAAACUGGCGUCCCCCUGAUACCAUCUCAAAGCCCCCAGUUUGAGAUCUACUAAUUUAAGGACUUGAAUCCUGAAUUAAUUUUCAUAAUAGUAUAAUAAGAAAACACCAAAGCCUAAUUUUUAAAAUAACAUGGAAAAAAAUUAAUAUGAAAAUCAAGUUAUAUUACUGUACAGUAUAUCCACUCAUAUCCAACUUUGCAGAACAACUCUGCACUAAACUAUCUCAAGAUACAUUCAUUAGACAGGUCCAACCUAAAACUGUUUCAUACUCUCUCAAAUCAAAUAAACUGAUUAAAUGCAUGCAUAUUUCAAGUUAAAAAAGUUUUGUCUUCGAAGAUUUUGCACGAACGAUUUGCAUGAGAUUCUUCUGUUUCGGUUGUUAUUUCCAUGUAAGAUCAGUAUUCAUUGCACACAAAAAAAAACAGGCAAAAUUUGCACUCUGAUAAAUCAUAUAGGGGCAGUUUCCCGGACAGGGUUUAGAUUAAUCUAGGACUAUAUAUAUACAUUAGGACAUAAGUCAUUUUUACAAGCAAACCCUACAAAAAAACAUUAAAGGUAUGCACCUUGAGACAAAAUAACAUCACUGAUUUUUAAAUUAAGCAAACUUAAACAUGCAUUUUAGUCUGGGACUUGAUAAACCCUGUCCGGGAAAUCGCCCCAGUCCAACAUGGUCUGUAUUUUGAAAUAGCAUUACAUUUCAACUAAGGAUUGCUUCUGUAAAUUCACUGCAUAUGGCCAGAAAAUUGUGACACGUGCUACAUGUACAAUGAUUUUAUUCACAGCCAAACAUAUUUCCAUUACUGAUGUUAUGAUUUUGGAAACCAGUUAAACGUAUUGUAAUAUUGUAGUAGUACAUUUUGAAAAAUAUAUCAAAUCGAUAUUAUAUCGAUCAGAUCAGUUUAUUUAAUUUAUUUGAUUUUAUACUGUUCUGUGUAUAUGGCCAUAAAGAUUUAUUUAGGUAAAGAAGCAUCAAGUGUAAUUCAAAAAAAUGUAAAUACUUAUCUGUUUUCUAUCCAUUUCUAUAUGAGUGAACAUUUGCUUUUCUAAUUCUGUGCCUGGUCUUAUCUGUAUGGGUUUUAUCCAAUAAGUAAACUUUGUGAAAAGAGUGCUGAAUAAGCUUUUUGGUGUUUGUGCAGUAUGAGCUACAUUGUUAAGUACUGUAAAAGUGGAUCAGUGUGUGCUGGGUUCUUACUGUGGAAGGAAGCAGAUAUCAAAAGCAAACCAAAUAAAAACUUUGAAUGUCAACAUUUUAUUCAGCAUCAUCAACGUAUAGUCAUGUUAUUCCACUUUAACAUAUAUUAUCCUGUACGUUUUUUGUAAACGUGAUUGAAUAAACUGUAUAUACAGUAUAAAAUGAUAACAAAACAAAA
Misgurnus anguillicaudatus (oriental weatherfish) is the source of this 3502-nucleotide messenger RNA. RefSeq names its product C1q and TNF related 4 (gene c1qtnf4). Gene Ontology annotation, molecular function: protein binding. The record is from RefSeq and is a predicted model, not a curated record. Lineage: Eukaryota; Metazoa; Chordata; Actinopteri; Cypriniformes; Cobitidae.